This is a messenger RNA of Rhodofomes roseus, 2110 nucleotides long. RefSeq names its product glycerol-3-phosphate-1-acyltransferase. Gene Ontology annotation, biological process: phospholipid biosynthetic process. The transcript has 8 exons. Gene Ontology annotation, cellular component: endoplasmic reticulum membrane. NCBI's taxonomy places the organism in Eukaryota, Fungi, Basidiomycota, Agaricomycetes, Polyporales, Fomitopsidaceae. Bases 111 to 2009 code for a protein of 632 amino acids. Gene Ontology annotation, molecular function: glycerol-3-phosphate O-acyltransferase activity; glycerone-phosphate O-acyltransferase activity. The record is from RefSeq and is a predicted model, not a curated record.
GCCUUGAUGCUGCUGUUCGCCGCCGUGGCUGUCAGCCAUACAGCUUUCUGCCUGACCUGUGCUUUCUACCUUGCUACAAUUCAUGAUAUCAGCUCGGACAAUCCUGCUCUAUGGAACUAAAACUCGUGUAUCGCGGACUCCGGGCGCUUUCUGACGUCGUCCUCGACUUCUACUCGGACAUCCAUGUCGAGGGAGCUCACAAUGUACCCGCGGAUGGCCCGCUCAUCGUUGUAUCGUGCCACCAUAAUGAGAUUCUCGAUAUCGCCACCCUCGCGGUGACGAUCCCGCACCGCCGACGGCUCUGCUUCUGGGCCAAGUCCUCGCUCUUCAAGAACCCGCUCGCCCGCGCGAUCCUGGUGAGCUCCGGGACCAUACCUGUGCGGCGCAACCCCAACAGCGCCGCUGCCGACGGAUCUACGCACGUCACAGAAAACAAUGGCGGUGAAAUAGGAAGUGUAGGCGGGAGUGGAGGUGGAGUUGCGAGGGCGAGUGGAAGCGGGAACGAGGCGCGCCAGGCGCUCUUUCGGGAGACGUUCCGCGCGCUGGACGAAGGCAGGGGCGGCGCGGUCGGCGUUUUCCCGGAGGGCACGAGCUAUACGGAGCCGCGGAUCGUGCAGGUGAAGGAGGGGGCAGCGUGGGCGGCGCUGGAGUACUUGCGUUGGCGGGAGGGGCGCGGUGGGGUUGGUGGGAGGGUGUUGGUCGUCCCAGUGGGCAUCGUGCACACGGCGAAGGCAAGGUACCAGAGUCGGAUGGCUGUCAGGUGGGGUGCCCCCAUAGACGUUGCAUCGUUUGCACACGACCUGAAUGUACAGACGGACGAAGAUAUACGGGCCGCUGUGCGAAAGCUUACGGAGGAAAUUGAGCGGUGCAUGGUCGAGCUUACCGUCAACGCUCCGGACUGGGACACCCUGUAUGUCGCGAGGAUAGCUAGGGAUAUACUAUGGGACGACGAACGGAAUAUUCCCAUGCAACAAUUUCCGGAUGUCUCUCAGGCCCUGAUUGACCUCUUCUCCACACCAAACCCUCCACCCUCACUCUCUCAAGCACGCAAGGCACUCCUCACCUACUACGCCCUCCUGCACUACAGCAACAUCUCCCACGGGGACCUCACCGCGCUUCUCCCAAACAUCCGCCUCGCCUCUCCGCCCUCGCGUGCUCGCGCAAUCUCGCUCGCGGUCCGCCAGCUGCUCGUGACCGUCCUCCACCCGCGCUCCCUGCUCUUCUUCCCUGCGUUCGUGGCGCACCUGCCGGCGUACGCACUCGCCGCCACGGCGAAGCGUGCGCUCGCGAGUCCGCGUCAGGAAGAGACGCACACGCAGUACAAAGCCAUUUUCGGAAUGGUUGGGGCUGGUGCUAUGUAUGGCCUCCUUGGCAGUCUGCUUGCCCGGAUGAUAGGGCAUUCGCCGAUACUGGCGGCCGUGGACAGGGCUGUCAAUCACUCGGAUGACAGUCUUAGGAUGGCGCUGGAGGUAGUGCAGCGUGUUGGUGUCUGGCUGGCCCAGCACGGUACGGUGACGGAUGGGUUGGUGCUGGCUGGGUCGAUUUACGUGACGGCCAAGGUUUUGUCGAGGUGGCAUAAUGCUCUGGUUGGAGCGAGCCUCAGGCAAGCUCAACGCCUCACCACCGCGCUCAAACUCGCCCGCGGCAUCUACUCGUCCCCUUCCUCGGAUCUAACCCCCGAGCAGCUGGAGCUGUACGGAUCACCCCCGGAACCACCAGCCAACCGCUUCAUCAAGCGUCGCCCAAGUCCUCAAUCGCCCGCAGGGCCUUCCCCAAGCGUAACACCUGCCGUCCCACAGAAGGGCUGCCAAAAUCGCGUGCCUCCGUCAUGGAAGUUCGUUCGCCCGCUGCUCGAAGCCCGCAGUGAGGCGUCAUAUGCGCUUUCGGAUUCCCUCGCUGAUUUGGAGAUGCACGCUGCGUCACCAGGACGGGACAGUGCCGUGUCGUCCGAGUCGCGGGGCCCUCCAGCGGUUCUACGCCAGCUGAGGCAGCUCGGGGCGUGCUUCUGAGUUCUCAGAUUGUCAUGGUUUAUGAUCCUUCCGUGGUUCCCCAUCUGUCCGCAUCUGUGUUGAGAUGCUGAGUCUGAUGCUGUACGAGAUUAUAUAGAUUC